CGGAAGCGGUUGCGGGAGGGCGGGGCGGCAAGAUGGCGGCGCGCGCAGCCCUGGGGGCUGCGUCCCGGCACCUGUGGCAGGGCUUAGGAGGGAGUUUUUCUGCAAACAGUUUUACAAGCAGUACAACCAGAAACUGUGGCUUUCCUCUCAGUAGCAAUGUGAAGUGGGUGCAGUAUUCAAACCUACACAUUGAUGUUCCAAAGGAGUUGACCAAGCCUGCGAUCACUGUUUCUGAUGAACCAGACACCUUAUAUAAACGCCUGUCAAUUUUAGUAAAAGGCCAUGAUAAGGCUGUAUUGGACAGUUAUGAAUAUUUCGCUGUGCUUGCUGCUAAAGAACUUGGUAUUUCUAUUAAAGUACAUGAGCCUCCAAGGAAAAUAGAGCGAUUUACUGUUCUCAAGUCAGUGCAUAUUUUCAAGAAGCACAGAGUUCAGUAUGAGAUGCGAACACUUUAUAGAUGUUUGGAGUUAGAACGUCUCACUGGAUGCACAGCCGAUGUCUACCUGGAAUACAUUCAGCGAAACUUACCUGAAGGGGUGGCCAUGGAAGUAACAAAGACACGGUUAGAACAGUUACCAGAACACAUCAAAAAGCCAAUCUGGGAAACAGUGCCAGAGGAGACAGAAGAAAGCAAGCCGUAAUGCGCAAGACUCCCAGCCCGGCUCUGCCACGCACUGGGCCCCUGUGCCUCUCAGCGGAGCCGGCCACAGCCACUGCACCGCCCAUCCCCCGCCCGGGCCCCGGGGCCGCUUGGAACUUUAAAGGCAGUCUGACUGCAGCGAACAAAACGUUGUAUCUAUUCUUGCAUACAUGUCAUUUCUUUCAGUCUUGAUUUUAAGAAACUAUUUUGAAUACUCUGAGCCAGUAGUCAAAUGUGUAUGUGUAUAUAUAUGAUGUUUUUAUUUUUUGCUCCUGUGCAAUUGUUAGUUUCUCCUGAUUUUAAUGUACAUUGGAAAAGUGGGUAUUUGAAGUA
Messenger RNA from Perognathus longimembris pacificus (Pacific pocket mouse), 973 nucleotides. It is a transcript of the gene Mrps10, whose product is annotated as mitochondrial ribosomal protein S10. Gene Ontology annotation, cellular component: mitochondrial small ribosomal subunit; mitochondrion. The record is from RefSeq and is a predicted model, not a curated record. Lineage: Eukaryota; Metazoa; Chordata; Mammalia; Rodentia; Heteromyidae. Bases 33 to 641 code for a protein of 202 amino acids. The transcript has 7 exons.